ACAUCCUCUCAGCUGUUUCUGCUGGAGAAAAACACAACGCUGGUCGCAGAGACCCGCUUAAAGUAGCCACGGGGCUUUUCUAACUGACAAUUCUAUCACCUUUCAGUCUUGAAAACAGCGACUGGCGUUUAUUAAUGGGAAAAAGACAUGUGAUGAUGAUCUGAGGUGAUUGGAAAGCCUGAAUCAUCCUGUCUUUCAUCUGCCCAAAGAAAGAACCCUUUCCUCUUCAAUGUGAAGAAGAGUUGGGCCUGUGGAAGUGUUUCACCUCCUCUUGUUCUACUUUUUUCUUUUUUUCUCUCUCUUUUCUCUUGGAGAGGAGGGGACCAUGGGUGGAGCAGUGAGUGCAGGGGAGGACAAUGAUGAUUUGAUUGACAACCUGAAGGAGGCUCAGUAUAUUCGUACAGACAAGGUCGAACAAGCUUUUAGGGCUAUAGACCGUGGUGAUUACUAUUUAGAGGGCUACAGGGACAAUGCCUACAAAGACUUAGCAUGGAAGCAUGGCAAUAUUCACCUCUCAGCCCCAUGCAUCUAUUCAGAGGUAAUGGAAGCAUUGAACCUCCAGCAAGGACUGUCUUUUCUCAAUCUGGGCAGUGGCACGGGAUACUUAAGCACAAUGGUGGGCCUGAUCAUUGGUCCUUUUGGAGUAAAUCAUGGUGUAGAGCUCCACAAGGAUGUGGUGGACUAUGCAAAAGACAGACUUGAGGAGUUCAUAAGAAACAGUGACAGCUUUGACAAGUUUGAGUUCUGCGAACCCAGUUUUGUAGUGGGGAACUGUCUGGAGAUCUCGUCAGACAGCCAUCAAUAUGAUCGCAUAUACUGUGGAGCAGGAGUUCAGAAAGACCAUGAGAACUAUAUGAAGGUCAUGCUGAAAGUUGGCGGAAUUCUUGUCAUGCCAAUCGAGGAUCAAUUGACUCAGAUAACCAGAACCGGUCAGAGCUCGUGGGAGAGUAAGAACAUCUUGGCGGUUUCUUUUGCACCUCUCGUACAGCAGAGCAGAAAUGACGGCAGCAAGCCUGAUGCCGUGGUGCUGCCUCCGUUUUCUGUGAGGACUCUACAGGACAUCGCCCGCAUCUAUAUUCGCCGCACGGUGCGCAACCUGGUCAACGAGGAAGCACUGUCCAAAGGCCCAGUGCAGAGAGUGCCUCAGAAACGUAAACGCCGGCGAUGCCGCCCUCCCCGCAUAAACACAUACGUCUUUGUGGGGAACCAGCUGAUUCCAGAGCCCAUGGAGAGCGAGGAAGAUGAGCGGAUUGAGAAGGAAAGUAAAGAGGAAGAGCAGGACAAAGACACUGUGGAGCCGUUGAAGCCAGAGGAGCCUCAGGUUAACUUGCUGAGAGACAAAAUUCUAAACCUGCCUCUGCCAGAGCCGCUGAAGGUGUAUCUGUUGUAUUACCGUGAGAAAUAGUCAAACGACCAGGCAUUCUGCCUAUGGAUGAGUGGAUUUUCAUGGUGGUUCUCUUUUAGGGCAAUUUUGUUCGUCCUGUUAAUUUCUUUGAUUGUAGCAUAAUUUGAUUUUUUUCAGGAUGGUAAGUCUGAAUCUGGAACCUGUAUGGUUUAUUAUAUACUGUUCUAAUGAUUCAUAAUCCUGUUACUGAAUCUGAUUUAGGAAUCCUUUGAGCACUGAGGAUCUGUGGGGGCUCUCCAGAACAUUCAGAAGUUUCUAGUUCGCUAUGUUUAUACUCAGAGUUUGCUAAAUUUGCUAAGAUAUUUUUUCGAUAUUGUACCAGAAUCUUGAUGGUUUUUUUCCCCCUAUGAUUCACAGGCUUAUAUUGCGCAGUCUUGUCAUUGAUCAAAUGAGUCAGAUUUGUAGUAGUCCAUAGUUCAUUUUCCUCAUCACUACACAUAUGUAAUUGGUUAGAGAUGACUGUUGCCUUAUGGGAAUCUAAGCUUGUGUUUGUUUCUUCUUUUUGUGAGGCUUGUUAAUCGGCCUGGACCUGUUUGGUGAAGCCCUGUUUUGUCUGAAAGCUCAAACUGGCUGUGAGGUCAGUGAAGAAGCUGGCUUUAUGGAUUUGCAAACUUUCUUAAGGGGAGUCCUCAAGUUGUUUUCAAACUUAUAACAUUUGUUGGGCUAAUCUUAGAAUAGGGUCUCAGUUUUAGCACAUUUUUGGAUUUCCAUAAUCUAGAACAUUUGUGUUGUGCACUGGAUCAGCUGUUGUAGAGUAAGGAAAACACAAAAAUGUGCAGAGCUUGAAGAUUGCCAGCCUCUUUCUUAGAUUAAGUUUAGUCUUUGGCUUGUUAUGGAGAUUUAUCUAUGAUGAGCUCCUUUUUAGUCCACCACACUUAAUCUGUGUCGAAAAACAUCCAUUUUGCUUCAUCUGAGCCUCUGGCUAUGUGUUUAAUAAGCUAGUUUUGCUGUAGCUUAAUAGAAUUCCUGUGUUAGGAUUUUCUGAAAACACUGAUGCUUGCUUGUGGCAUAAAGUGGAAGGUCAUGAGUGUCUGUGUAGUGUUUGACAGAGUGCAGUAAACACAGUCUUUUCCUUUGAACGUAUUUAGAAAAUAUUAUUGAUGGUAGGUAUGGAGUGUAACUGGGCACCAUGUGAAACCAGAUGGAGAUCUUUGAGCUGAAGAAUUUCUUUUAACGUGAAAACUGUAUACUCCUAACUCAUUUAGCACUUUCAGUUUGUAAUUUCUUAAUUCUUAAAUUGAGGGUGUUCAUGUUCUUUACCAUUUCAGGAGCACGGAACAAAAUCACAUUCAGUAUAUCCUGUACUUAUUGACAGAUGGAGAUACUAAGGAGUGUGUAGAUAGAUCACCACAGGCAGACCAAGCACUGCAUCCACCUCUCCUUGCCUUCUGAGGAACAUAUUAAUGUCUAAAAAUUCUCAUGGUUAACUUGUCAAAGUAAAGCAUUGCCUGUUUUUCCUAAAAGCACAAAUAUAUUACUGAUUUGAACAUGAUGUGUAUAGCUGUGGGGCCCCUGGCCCAUAACCAAUCUUUUACACAGGGAUAAAUCUUUUUCAGGGUAUAGGACUAUUACCUGCUGGUAAAAUGUACAGAAUUGUACAACUUGUGUCGGGUUUUAAACGUGCUGGAAUUUGUAAAAGCUUGAUCUACUAAUAUCCAUAAGUGUUUGCUUCAGUUGUGUUCUUCGUUUGCUCCUCACCAGAAAGGCACCUAGUGUGGAUACAUAUGCCGUUCAUAUAGAAUAUAAUGUACAUAUAGGCAGAGGCUUUGUUAGGGUUUACAGUUUAUCAUACCUGUCAGUUUCUGGUUUUCAUGAAUACAUUUUAGAUGCAUUAUUAUUUUGACAUUGACUUGAAAAACCUGUUGAUUGCACUAGAUUGAGCAACUGUCAAAAAUGCUAAAAAUCAUGUCAUUAAUGUAGGACACAGAAAAGAAAAUCUGUCCCCAAAAACACAGCACUAACUGUUCAGGCCAGAAUACUUUAAAUGAAUAGCCUGAACUUGAAAUUUAGAGAAAACUCUUCAUUUGAUUUCAUGCAUUUUGUAAAUCUGAAAGCAGAGUUUCUACUGGAUCAACACUUUUCAGAAACCACUGUCUCAGCACUGUUCUUUCCCACUGAACCCCAUUAUAGAAUGUAUAUUCUGGCUAUAGAAUGUAUAUUCUAUAUUCUAGACCUACUUGCCAAAAAAUGCCUUUUCAUGAUGUCUGUUAUAUCAACUUCCUUAAAUUGGAUGCUUUUUAUUGAAAUGAUCCUUUAAGUUUAUGGAACUCAGCAAGCACAUUUUCUUGGGCUUCUCACAAGGGGUUUAUUUUUGGCUAAGGUUUGGUUGCAGAGUAUUUGUAACCAGCUUUUUAGGAUUUUACUGCAGUACUGCACACUUGUACUAUCCCAGAUUAUUAGUUCUUGCAUUCAGACUGUUGAUGUUACUAUCUUAAAGGAGUGGCUUGAAGUGCAGCCUUGACAGCCUUCACCAUAGCCCACCUCAUAACCAAGUUUCUCAGAGUGCACAUUUAGGCAGCAGACUGUAAUGUUCAUUAAAAAAAGAGGUUUAUGUCCAUUUUUGUCUGGUUUUCCAAAUAAAACUCUUAUGCACUUAUCUUGCCAACAUUAUCUGUUCUAUUCAGUCUAGCACUUUAGAAUCUAUAUGUUGCGGUAUUUGUUUAGGAAGGCUGCACACUUUUGAAAAGAAAUCAGAUUUGUCCUGCUGCCUAAACGUAGCCACAGUUAGUAAAGCAGUGUUCCAUGAAAAACCAAUAGUUUAAAUCCUAAAGAAAUUUCAUCCAUUUCAUAGGUAGCUGAGGCAUGACCUGGUGGUUUUGAGGAAAAGAAGUAAAAGCUUUCCAUAGGAAAAAGAGAUCAGAAUUUUUAAAUUUUUUUUGCAGGAAACAAUUCAAGAAAAUAUUUUAAAUGGGUUUGUAUACUUGUCUCUGUUGAGUUUACUUAGUUUCCCUCUACACAUCUCUGAAUUCACUUUACAGUCAGGCUAAUUUAUCAUAGUGGCAGAAUUCUGAUUUUCUCUGAUAACUUUACUAUAGGAAUCACAGAUUAUGGGUCUCAAGGUAAAAAAAACUCCUUUGCACUUUUUUUUUAAUCUGGGGAGCUUCAACAUUCCUGUCAGCAUUUCAAAUGGACAUGCUCUCUCACAAACUCGUUAAGUCUGUGUGUGUGAAUUUUGAGGUGCACCACUUUGUAAUUUGAUGCUCUGUUCACAAGCGUUUUUUUCAUUAAACAUAUUCCCAGAACUCUGA
Molecule: messenger RNA, 4653 nt
Organism: Pygocentrus nattereri (red-bellied piranha)
Lineage: Eukaryota; Metazoa; Chordata; Actinopteri; Characiformes; Serrasalmidae
Gene: pcmtd1
Product: protein-L-isoaspartate (D-aspartate) O-methyltransferase domain containing 1
Exons: 6
Coding region: 326-1405 (359 amino acids)
Biological process (GO): protein modification process
Cellular component (GO): cytoplasm
Molecular function (GO): protein-L-isoaspartate (D-aspartate) O-methyltransferase activity
Source: RefSeq, a predicted model, not a curated record